AUGGAACGAAGGGAAUAUGUCAAAGUUCGAAAUGGAUACGAGUCAGGCUCCACAAUCGAGCUUUCAGGUACAGAUGACCUCAGAGCCUUUCGAAAAGCUCAAGGAAUUUGUCGUGAAUUUGAGUCUGUCGGUCUUGGGAGACAUCAAGGAAAGCGAGUUCGAUUCGAAAAAGAAAACUGGCUGGAUUAUGCAUCAAAUUCAGGAAGCAGCAAAUCGGCUGUUAUUCCGGUUUUUGAAAAUGCAACAACCUGA
Molecule: messenger RNA, 252 nt
Organism: Botrytis byssoidea
Lineage: Eukaryota; Fungi; Ascomycota; Leotiomycetes; Helotiales; Sclerotiniaceae
Exons: 1
Coding region: 1-252 (83 amino acids)
Source: RefSeq, a predicted model, not a curated record